Molecule: messenger RNA, 1068 nt
Organism: Hemicordylus capensis (graceful crag lizard)
Lineage: Eukaryota; Metazoa; Chordata; Lepidosauria; Squamata; Cordylidae
Gene: TASL
Product: TLR adaptor interacting with endolysosomal SLC15A4
Exons: 2
Coding region: 31-1056 (341 amino acids)
Biological process (GO): regulation of toll-like receptor signaling pathway
Source: RefSeq, a predicted model, not a curated record
CUGGAAAUAAAGCCACCGACAUGGCAGCAAAUGAAACUAGUUACCCAUAUGCUACAUUUAUGGAAACAGGAUGUUGCACAAGAAAUGUUUAAGAUACCCAAACACUGCUCAGCAUUUCUGCACACCACCACUCACUGCUGCUUAUUUCUUGCCUUCAAGAAGCAUCUUAUUUCCUCAAGCAUGUUGUCAGAAGCGUAUCUCUGUCGAAUUCCAUAUCAUGAUCGUUUGAAUGCCAAGCACUGCAGCAAGCCAGAAGAAACAGUACAUGAGAUGAGGUCUUUGAAUGGUGUCACCUACACAUCUACAGAGGAAACACAGGGCACAAAUCUCUUUUGGAGAUGUAGAUCUGUUGGCAAGUUAAUCUUCUCUGUCUGUUCCAAAGAAAGCAGGGACAGCAGAAGGCAGAAGGAUUCACUGACCCAGGCUACUCCAAAGCCAGUAUAUGAAAAGCAGACAUCUUCAGCUGUGGAAAUCUGCAUGGAAUCUGCUGCAAGUAGAGACACUUAUCUGGUUCCACCUUCCUGUAAAAGCAUUUGUAAGAAUUACAAUGACCUGCACAUAGCUGGUGAUCAGGUGUUGCCGAUGAGCUCAGUAAAAGCAGAUUUUACUUAUGACAGUGGGAUAGGCCCAUUCCUGGAAUCAUCAGAGAUCCCACCGCCUGUGGAAUCCAUAGUAAUGCCACAUGCUGAAGUUCCUCACAAGCCAACCCAAGGGUAUUCAUCAUGCUGGCGAGUGGGCAGCAUGCAACACCAGCAGCCCCUCUCUAAUUCCAUACUGAAUGAUUACUUGGAGGAGAAGGUGGUGGAACUGUACAAGCAGUAUAUUAUGGAUGGCAUGGGAAACAAUGCAUCACCCACACAGAUUUUGGCAUCAGAGUUCAUCAUGACCAAUGUAGAUCAAAUUACCAUGAAAUUGUCACAAGACAAGAACAUGAAGACCACCAAAGCCAAAGACAUGGUCAUUAAUUGCUUACUGAGACUAGCUAGUGGGAAAGUGUCUACUGAAAUCAGCACUCCUAGUCUUCAGUUUUCUGAUUUCAGCACUGUAACUAAAUAAAGGCCAUCUGCA